Coprinopsis cinerea okayama7#130 is the source of this 2568-nucleotide messenger RNA. Its product is annotated as ATP-dependent RNA helicase dbp-4. Gene Ontology annotation, cellular component: nucleus. The coding region runs from base 1 to 2451 and encodes 816 amino acids. Gene Ontology annotation, molecular function: nucleic acid binding; RNA helicase activity; ATP binding. The record is from RefSeq and is a predicted model, not a curated record. Lineage: Eukaryota; Fungi; Basidiomycota; Agaricomycetes; Agaricales; Psathyrellaceae. Gene Ontology annotation, biological process: rRNA processing. The transcript has 8 exons.
AUGGAAGGUUCAGGGAAGGCAGGGCCUUCAAGGCCUAAAAAUGCGAAGAAAAAGACGAAAACACCAAACGCUGUAAAACUUCGAAGGCUAACGGAGAGGCAGAAGAUCGACGCUCUAGAAAAAUCUGUUCAGGAAUAUGAACCGCCACCAGACCUUUCUGCGUUUGCAGAUCUGCCGAUUUCUGAACAGACAAAACGAGGCUUGAAAAAGGCAUCGUUUGUCAAAAUGACGGAUAUCCAGGCCAAAAGUAUACCAUUGUCCCUCAAGGGAAAGGAUGUUCUUGGAGCUGCGAGAACAGGAAGUGGAAAGACCCUUGCGUUCUUGAUUCCGGUACUGGAAGUUCUAUAUCGACGGAAAUGGGGCCCAACGGAUGGACUGGGAGCGCUUAUCAUUUCGCCUACGCGAGAACUGGCUGUUCAAAUCUUCGAGGUUUUGCGCGCGAUUGGACCUUUCCAUUCGUUUUCAGCAGGCCUGGUUAUUGGUGGGAAGAACUUGAAGGACGAACGGGAUAGGCUAUCUCGGAUGAACAUUUUGGUGGCUACUCCUGGACGAUUGCUCCAACACAUGGACCAAACGGUGGGCUUUGACACCGAUAACCUACAAAUGCUCGUCCUGGAUGAAGCCGACCGGAUAUUGGACAUGGGCUUCCAGCGUACCCUAUCCGCUCUCCUCUCACAUCUCCCAAAAUCUCGACAAACUCUCCUUUUCUCCGCAACCCAAACGGAAUCCGUUAGCGACCUCGCAAGACUGAGUCUCAAGGACCCAGAGUACGUCGGUGUAAAGGAAGCGGGAUCCUCUGGAAGCUACAUUCCCGAUUCACUCGAGCAACAUUAUGUUAUUACCGAGCUCGACAAGAAGUUGGAUGUUCUCUGGAGCUUCAUCAAAACACACCUUCAAUCCAAAGUCCUGGUCUUCCUCUCGAGUUGCAAGCAGGUUCGAUUCGUCUUCGAAACUUUCUGCAAGAUGCACCCCGGUGUCCCACUGCUCCACCUCCACGGCAAGCAGAAACAAACUGCCCGACUGGCUAUGUACACCAAGUUCACGUCACACUCUCAUGCUGUGAUGUUCGCCACGGAUAUCGCUGCUCGGGGUCUCGACUUCCCAGCUGUGGACUGGGUCGUGCAAGUGGAUGCUCCAGAAGAUGCUGAAACCUACAUUCACCGCGUUGGUCGAACAGCGCGCUACGAAAGUAAAGGCAAGGGUCUACUCUUCCUAUGCCCUAGCGAAGAAGAGGGUAUGACUUCUGCCUUGACCAAAAAGGGCCUCACAGUCCAGAAAAUCAAAAUCCGCCAAAGCAAGACUCAAAACAUCCAACUCCAGCUGCAGAAACUCUGCUUCGAAGACCCUGAAAUCAAGUACCUGGGCCAACGGAAAGGUGCUAAUGGCAACCGUGAACAGGCUUUCGUCUCCUAUCUUCGUUCGAUCUACCUUCAGAAGAAUAAGAGUAUCUUCAAGCUCGACGCUCUUCCUGUCGACCGCUACGCCGAAUCGCUUGGCUUGCCAGGAACGCCGAAGAUCAAAUUCCUGAACCGUGAAAUUGCCAAGGCAAAGAAGAAUGCUUCACGAGAGGUUGCUGCUAUCCAGGAAGUCGAAUCAUCGUCUGAGGAAGAGUCUGGUCCAGAGGAAAGUGGAAGUGAAAGCGAGGACGAAAGCGAGCCCCAGGAUUCUGAAGAAGAGCAAGACGGAAAGGCGACUCUUCCAAAUACCGCCAACCGUAAUGGAGUCCGAACGAAGUACGACAGAAUGUUCCAACGCAAGAACCAAAAUGUUCUUUCGUCACAUUACAACAAACUCGUCGAGCACGACGCGUUUGGUAACGACGACGCCGAUGGAGACGAGUUCAUUACGCUUAAACGCGCCGACCACGACCUUCCAGACGAGUUGAAAGAGCAGGACCUCAAGGAAGACCUUUCGAAGCGAAAGCAGAAACUCAGUCGAGCGAAGAAGCUCCUUGCUACCCAAGGCAAUAACACCAAACUCAUCUUCGACGAUGAAGGGCGGGCUCGUCAGAUAUAUGAGUUGGCGGAUGGAGAAGAGUGGAUUAAGACAAAAGGUGGUAUUGAAGGUGUACAGGAGGAGGGUAAGAAAUUCGCAGCUGAGGAGAGGGCAAAGAUAGAAAUAGCGGACGUGGUGGACAAAGCGGAAGCUAGGGAGAAGAAGAGGGAGAAGAAGAGAAAGAGGAAGGAGAGGGAACGGAUGAUGAAUGGAGACGACACCGGUGGUGCACCUAUGGCUUUCAUCGCGCCUCCCUCUGAUGGUUAUGAAUCGCCUGAAUUCGACCUCCCCGAUUCCGACAGCGACAGAUCACCUUCCCCUGCACCACCUACCAAACGCUUCAAGACCGCGAAUGACGCUGCCGAUCGCAGUAGCAGUAACCCUAGUACAGCUAUUGCUGAUACUGGAUUGGAAGACGAAGAAGAGUUGGCGCUUCGGCUACUGCGGAAACGGUAGUGUCAAUGCGUUGCGCGUCUUUAUCUCUUCUUCCCUGUUGUCGACUUCACUCGUUGUUCAUUCUAGGCACAUAGUUACAUACUUUGCUAAUGCAAUUUGUCGCAUUAUCUCUGCGAA